CCAGCUGGAUGGCGGCAGUGACAUGAACGGGGAGGGAGACGCUGCUGCCUCCACCCCAGCCACCACCUUACUCAUCCAGGAGGCUCUGCUCUCCAGCGGCCUGGGCGCUCUGGCCCGCGACCCAUCCUUUGUGACGGCCAUGAGAGCCGAGGUGGCUGCCACCUGCCAGCUGGAGAUGGUGCUGAUGGAAGAGGCCAUGGCCGAGCUGCUGAGGGGAAGGGAAAGCCCGGAGGGAGCAGAGGCCGGUUCCACCCACUGACACGCCUUGGCCACGUCCCUGCAUAGUUCCCCUGGGCCCGGCACGCCUGGCUCCCAGAGGCCAUCUCCAGCCCCUGCCUGUGAGACGCUGCCGAGGAUCCCCCUUGCCAACGGUGCCAGCCGGGAGGUGCUGCCCGUUUGUGGGCUUUGAGAGGGUUACCAUGGAAACACAGCGCCAUCUCCUCCCACGCACAGCCUUGACUGGUUGCUCUCUACCCCGGGCCAGGCAGAUGGGAGCCAGAGAAGGACUCGCCGGGCCGUUUGGGGAGGAGCGGUGAGGGCCUGAACUCCGGAGGCAUUUCCUACAGGGG
Terrapene triunguis (Three-toed box turtle) is the source of this 569-nucleotide messenger RNA. Its product is annotated as voltage-dependent L-type calcium channel subunit alpha-1S-like. The transcript is spliced from 2 exons. The record is from RefSeq and is a predicted model, not a curated record. NCBI's taxonomy places the organism in Eukaryota, Metazoa, Chordata, Testudines, Emydidae. Bases 23 to 259 code for a protein of 78 amino acids.